GUCCUCCAUAUUGGAGAUCUUUGGUUACAUAGGACGCUAAAUUAAUGUAAACAUGUGAUUAAUAAAUGUUGCAUUUCAAUUUCCAAGUUAUAUGGAGGGUAGGAAUAUUUGUCACAAUGCUAAAUACGGGAUGAAAUACAAAGUAAAUUGAUAAAAUUCCAAGAUGCCAUGCUCAUGGCAAAAAGAAGAUUAUUUUGCGCUCCUAAUGAGCACAGACAAAAAAUCCUUCUCAGCCCUUGAAAUGCUGGUGGAUGAUUUACAUGCUGACAAAGAAAAGACAGUCACUAAGUUUUUAUGCCAUUCCGGCUCUGAAGAUUUCCUCUGGGGACUGGUUCAUCUGCUUGGAAAUGACACUGCAAGGGUGGCAGGCAAUGCCGCGUACAUCCUGGGCACGCUGGCUGAGUCGGAGAUCGGAUGUGUGCGGGUUCUCUCCCUUGUUAAUCAGGGCUCGGGUGAGAGUCGGAAGAUUCUGCCCCACCUCACCCGCAUGCUCACCUUUGAUGACUCGGAGAGUGUUAUGAAUGCUGCUGGGACGAUGGGAACACUGGCUGAGAGUGCUGAAGGUCGUGAGUGGAUUCUGAGUGAGAGAUGCCUGCCCCAGACCAUAGACCACAUAACGGCAUUGUUGCACUCAGAUAACCUGUGGACAGCCAGUAAUGCUGCUCUUGUUCUUGCCAGGUUGAGUAUAUCAGAGCAGGGAUGCUCCCGAGUCCUUGAGCACGAGCACUCGACACACAUACUCUCCAAACUCAUACUCUCCCUUGGAGUGGAUGAGGCCGGCCGAGGCAUGAAUGCAGCGUUUGCUAUUGGUCGUCUUUGUGAUAUGGAUCAGGGCAGGAAGCGACUUCUGCAGCUCAAUGACAGUGAACGCAUGAUUUCCGCCUUGGCCAAAAUGCUGUGCUGUGAUGACACAGGUGCUAGUAAGAAUUCUUGUUUUGCACUAAGUUGCUUAGCAACCAAUGCAGAAGGGCACUCACGGUUGCUAGGCAAUGUGCACUCUGAGGACAUCCUCAAGACACUGGCUAGUCUCCUCUGUGCCGAGGACUCAGAAACAGGCUGGUUUGCUGCAAUGACGUUACGAACUUUAGCUAGUCAACCCAAAGGCUGUCUCCGGUUGCGGGAGCACCCCCAAGUUAUUUCGGGUCUCAAGGGUAUUGAGUCAAAAGAAGAUAUCAACCCUGACCUGAAGGAGGAAGCCAUUAUAACCCUGGAAAUACUCAAACGUUUGUCUAAACCUAGUCCACCUAAUGUUAUAGUUGUGUCAUCAACACAGAUCAAGGCAAGCUGGGAACCAUUAUCUACAAAGAGUGGAUUCCAAAUCAGAUACCAGCUCUUUGACAGUUCAAAAUGUGUAUACACUGGUAAGCAAUGCGAGUGUGAAAUAUCUGGUCUCACGCCCAACACACCUUACACCUACAAACUUCGGGCCUACACAGACGGGGAUGAGAGUCCGUUCAGUGACAUUGUUGCAGCAUUAACAGAAGAAGAUGUUCCAGGGCCACCACAGAGUGUUCGGAUAUUGGGUACAACAAUAACACAGCUCAAAGUGGGCUGGGAUCCGCCAGCAGAGAUAAACGGUGCAUUGAAGGGAUACUAUGUCUUUCUAGAUGACAAGGAAGUCCAGCACACAACUGAUACUUCGGUGAUACUAACAGGACUGACUGCAAACACCUCAUAUGAACUGGAGGUGUGUGCAGCCACCAGUAAAGGUCGUGGGGAUCGGGCAGGGAUUAUUGGCACCACAGCAGAAAUGGGAGCUCAUGCCCCAUCCAAGCCGCAUGUGAAUGUUGUUGGCAGAAAUGAGCUGUAUAUAUCCUGGGGGCCACCUGAGGUUCCACUCGGGCGUCUCAACAGGUACGAUGUGAUCAUGAAUGACAAGAUCAUCUACUCUGGUAAUGACCUCAACUACCCCGUGCGGAGACUGGUGCCAGACACAGAGUAUUCUUUUGUGAUUGUGGCCCUGACCAGUGAAGGAAAAUUUGAGAGUAAAACAACAAGAAAAAGGACGGCAAAAGAUGAAUAUGAUCAAGCGAGGCCCCCUUUAUACCAGCCUCCAAAAAAGGAGGCAACAGAAGAUAAUAUAAAGGUGACCCCUGGUCAGCCAGCCAAUCAGAAGAGGCGUAAGUCGAGUGCCACUAGAGUAUCCAGUGCAAAAUUGAAGCAGAGAGGAGGCACAGGGAAGGAGCGUGUGAAGAGUAGCACAGCUCCCGUCGAAAACAGACCUCCCUCGGUAAGCAGUACAGUGUCCAUUCAAGACCAUACUCUGAAUUUGCCAGCUAGUACAAGACCUCCAGAGAAAAGCAAAUCACCCUCUCCUUUACCAUCUCCUGUGCAGAAGAGUCCUGCCCUGGAGAGCACCCCUAGUCCCCGUGUGCAACGCCCCGUGGCUGAAAUCAAGAUGGAGUCCCCUCCCCCUAAACCCAAGACCCCAAGGGCCACGACAAGACCAGAGCGUGGUUCCACCAGUGCUGGCAUUCAGCCCAGAGCUGUACUUAGUACAGUCUCAAUGCAAAAUAAUAACAAACAGGAGAAUAAUGGAGAAAGUGGUAAACCAAUGGAAGCUACUGUUAGUGGUACAAAAAUUGUCAGUAAAAAUGCACCGAUACAAAACAACCUUGGAAAAAUGGAAAGGUCAAAGACUACCAUGAAUGGAGGUAGAGAAUAUAGAAAAGGUAAAUACUCAGGAUCAGUCCAAAAUAGAGGUGAAAGGAAUGACAGUGAUGUUAAGGGGAGUAUGGAAUUACCAGAGGCCUCAAGGACAAGAGAAAGGUCAAGGCCAAAUACCAAUGAUCGAGAACACAAUACCAUGUCAGUAUCUAGCAAUAGGAAAUCAAAACAAGAGGUAGAACAUUACUCUUCAAAUACUUGUACAGUGCACGAUACCGAUCGUGUAGAAAAGGAUAAGUUUUGUUUCACCACCCCAGAUAUAAGUAGGGAAAGGUCAAGCAAGGUGAAAGGUCACGGUGUGUCAAGGACAAGUGCUGAUCGAAGCAAAGGAUCUAAAGAUGCAGUCUUGCCAAAACCACUUCCUCCUAGUCAACAGUACUUGAUGGACGCAGGCAACACAUAUGGGGAUAAGUCAUCUCCACAAUCCAAAGCUGAAUCUGAUUGGCUGUCCCAAGUCAAGAGCGUUUCAGAUAACCUCUCCCGUCCUCCCCAGGCUCAACUGCCUGUAUUUCACGAGUCUGCGGACAGCACUUAUUUUAUUGACCAAUCACAAUACCUACAGAGAACUAACACCUACGUCAGUUCACACAGGCAUCAAAUCCUUGAACCAAUACGUAAGAAAGACUACCCCACCCACCCUGCUUUAGGUAACGCAGCUCACCCCGUUCUGUCGCCGAUCCAAGAACAUAUUCCCAACGUUUUACGGAGAUACAAACCUAUCAAGCCGUUUGUAGUUCGCCGGGAAGAUGAUUCAAGGCCUACAAUAGGAGGAAGAAGGUCACUGGAAAAACUGCAGCCAUCAAGGAUGACAUCCAAUGCGAAGGUCGCAAUGCCUGCAAAAAGCGGACAGUUCGACCUUGACAUUCCUGAUACAUCAUCAAAACUAGCAAACAAGUUCAUCCCAAUGCAGUUACGGACACAACCAUCUAAUCUUGGAAUGGGCCAGCUACAGAGGAUGAACACAACGCUAAUGGGUGAUCUUACAGCUUCCAAUAGUGUAUCAUUUCGACGUUUUGAGGCAAUGACCCGAAGUCACACACUGAUGGAAAUGCGCCAGUCACAACCGCUGCCCAACACUAGCGACAUUCCCAUGGAAAACAGGAGGGACCUUGUCUUGCCAGCAAAGGAGCGUGGAGCAGGGGCGAGCCGAAGGUUAAGUGGGUCCCCAGGAAAGGCUCACAAGCUGGGCAGUUCCCCUGGGAUGGGGACCCACAGGACAGGGGAGCCUGACUCCAUGCUUCUCCAACAGUCAUGGGGCCUAAACAGCUCCUCAGACCUCGGAGCCCUGCAGAAUGUCAGAUAGCGCUAACAGCAAUUUUGCAGGCUUAACUGUAACUCAGACUUUCGAGACUUUAGAGACCGGCAGAAUGUUUCAUUAUAGAAUCUGCAUAAAGGCAUUGUUGGGCAUGCAUACAUACCUCAUUAACUUGAGCAGAGUCCCAAGCAUAGUUAUUUUGCUCAGACGUUGCUUUAAAGGGACUAGACACCAGAUGAUACAACUGCAUGAAAAAACGGAAAUUGACAAAAGCUGACAUAAAAUUGAUAUCAUUGUGUACAACACAUUGGAUCGGAUUACUGAUGUUGCUAACGACACAUGUAUCUUUCAAAUUUUCUGCAUAUUUUUCCAUUUCGAAAAUGUUCUGGGUUCGGCUACCACGUAAAUCCUAGUUAAUUUUAAAAAAGCGUCGGUAUAUGAAUCAGUAAUAAUCACAUGAAUUUACAUGCUACACAUACACACUAUAAACUGGGAAACCAUUAUGCGCUAUUUUUAAACAAGUAAAUUGGCCAAAUUUGGAACCAUCUGGUGUGUAGUCCCUUUAAACAAAGAGUGUACUACUCAGGAUGCCGAGCAAAAUGGAUCAAAAUGUUAGUGUUACGGCAGUUUUACUGGUCAUCCCAGCCCCAAAGGCAUUUUUUUAGGUGGCUGUAAAAUGGAUUGGACAUAUGACAGCUGUGUUUAAAGUCAUGAAAUUUUCACAUCAAAUUGCGUAAUAGGAAAUAUUGUGAAUUAAAUUAGUGCUUAGUUUGUGUAGAUUUUAGAAUAUUCCGAUGGAGUAUUUUUUAUUAUGUUGUAAGUAUUUUAGUUGAAUACAGAAUUAAAAGACAAAAACACAUACAAGAACAUGUACAUCAUUGUCUUAAUAUCACAGAAAAAUGCCAAUGACAGUGUGGCUUUUUCCAUUUUGUUUCAUUGCCUUCCAAAACAAUAGACAUUUAUUUAGUUUGAUAAAUUAUUGAACUCUGAAUCUUGUUACAGUUACUGCCCCCAACAACCUGAGUUUUUUAAUUUAUACACCAACGCUUCAGCAUCAGUUUAUAAUUUCAAUCAGGAGGUUAGUGGUGACAUAACUACGGUAUCUCAAUAUUUAUUCUGAAAAAAUAAAAUGAUCUUUUCAAUUCUUGGUAAAGAUUUAAAUUACAAAUUGUGUAGUACAUGAUUUUUUUUGGUUGAAUGAAAUUGACGUACAUCUUGCCAGAACAACUGUGGAGCCAUAUGGAUUUUACUUCUUGAGUUAUUCAAUGUAUUGUCUUAGGUCUGUUGUUUUUUUGUGAAUGUUACUAUUGUUUGUAAGGUAUGACGUCAAUUCAGUCCAGUUUACAUUUUUUGCCAUGUCUAUUUUGGCCUGGUGAAACUUUUUUAUUUCGAUAAAUUUUGUUGAAUAAAUUGUAUAAAUUAAGCAUUGAAUGUCAGUUUAUAUCACUGAUAAGAAAAUUUAGUCCGCACUUUUCAUGUUUUGGAACAUAUAUUAUUUCCAAAUAAAUGCAUAUAAUUAAUGCCCAUAUCUACCCAUAUUUGCGUGAGUAUUUUCUAGUACUUGGAGUAUGCUUUAUAGUCCAUUUCUUUGUUAGUGAAUAAUUCUGAGAAAAAAAGUUUAUAAAAUGUAUUUUUUUUUCUUUCUUUUAUAGAAAUACAAUAUAAAAUACUAAAGAAAAGUAGGCCAAUGUUGACCAGGCUGAGUUUGUUACUGUGCUGAUAUGAACCAGGCCGAGUGAAAUCAAGGGGCCAAUAUCGACCAGGCGGAAAUGUAACUGGGCCGAAAUGACCCAUAUCUGUAAUGGUCUUGUUAAAAAUAGUUUGGUAUUACAAUUUACUGUGAUACCAAUGUUUGUAUUUGUGAAUUCCAUGAUAAACCUUUUUGCUAUACGUUUAGGCUAUGUGCAUAAUUUACCAGAUCUGUUUGUGUAAUAUAUAUAUAUAUAUAAGAACAUGUUUUAUUAUUGUUAAAAGAUAUGUGCUAUCUUUGUUUAUGCCUUUUUGUGCUGUGUUUACAAUACAAAAGAUAUGCAACAUUUUUACAUUUAAAGAUGGGCAAUGUUAUAGAAAAAAUUAUCAGGAAAUGAUGAUAUACCUUGACAGUAUUUUACAGUCAUGCUUUUCAACAAUUCCUGUAUUGUAGCAUACAUUUUUUUCAGAAAAAGAAGUACAUGUGCAAAGAUUAAGUUAUAGUUUGAUGAUGUGAAGUAAAAUCUUUAUGAUUAAGAAUGGGCGGAAUGAGCUGAGCAAACUAGACAUCUUAAUCAUUAUGAUAUUACUUCAUUUAACUGACAUAGAAUACACAGGGUGUGUGUAUUGGAUUAGUGGCAGUAGGCAGACCUCUAAACACAAGUGAAAGUUGAAAUUCGUAAUGAUUAAGCCUAGUACUUAAUAACUGCUUAUUUGCAAUUUCAUUGGCUGAAAAUGUAGGUUGUAUUCUAAAUAAGGUUGCAUUUUCUAGACCAUAUGAUAAUCAUUUAAAGAGGCCAAAUUGAAAAUUAUCUGUUGGAUACCAAAUACUGAAAUACUGAGAAGUUGUUUGUUUAGCAAAGAAUUUCAGAUCCAAGCACUUUUAUAACAAAAGCACUUAAGUCAUUUCUCAAUUUCAAUUAACCACUCGACAGAACAAAAUGAUUUAAAAUCUUAUAUGAAUUUACUCUUUUAAAAUUGAAUUUUUGCAUGAAUUAAGUUGAUUAAAAACAUCCAUCAAUGUUUAGAUUUUUUUAUUCAAAAGCAAAAAAAGUACUUCAGAACAAUUUAUUAUUUUUGAGUCAUUAUUGAAGCCUUUUUUUGCCUCAUAAUUACUUAUGUUAAGAAUAAUGUUUAAGUCACAUCAUAAGUUCGUUUAAGAGAAAUUGUAUUGUUAUUUUUUUAAGCACAAUGUGUCUACUACUUAUAUUUUUAUGUCAGAACUCAUUUUUUAAGGAUUUUUUUUCAUUUGUACAUAGCAAUUUAUUUUAUUUAUAAUAUAUUAUCAUUAUACUUCUUUUUUUAUUUUUUAAAAAGGCAUUGUUUAAAAAAGACUAAAAGUCACUUACACGUUUGAUUAGAUUUAGAAUAUGCAGUGAUGGUUCAGAUAAGAUUGCCAUUGUUAAUAUCAUUCAAAGAUUUUUCGAGAUUUACAUACUUCGUAGUCAUUGUUGUUUCUCAAACAUGUGUGUGUUUUAGUACCAAUACACGGCUACUAAAUGCCAGCAACACCACUUAUCAAUGGUGCAAAGAAAAUGAGCUGUCAAUAUUUCUGUGGUGCACACGUGUGUAGAAGGUAACACAAUGCACAACUGCACCACUGAAGUGUCAAUAGCUCAUUUUCUUUGCACCACCGAUAAGUAGCGGAGCUGGCGUUUAGUAGCCGUGCAGUAGAAAGGUCUUCUUGAAUAUACAGUUUCAAGAGCAAGGAAACAGAUUUGAACAUUAUGCAUAUAGAACCGUUUUGUAUCGAUUUCUACAUAUCCAAACUUUAUGGGAAUAUGUUCUUAAAAGGCCUUGAUUUUAUAGGAAUAUGUUUAUUUCAUUUAUAUGAUAAACACAUGUCUGUGAUGAUUUAUAUGUUGCUCAUCUUUAUUAAAGCAUUUAUUUAU
Mya arenaria is the source of this 7503-nucleotide messenger RNA. RefSeq lists its product as uncharacterized. The coding region runs from base 164 to 3970 and encodes 1268 amino acids. The transcript has 26 exons. The record is from RefSeq and is a predicted model, not a curated record. NCBI's taxonomy places the organism in Eukaryota, Metazoa, Mollusca, Bivalvia, Myida, Myidae. Gene Ontology annotation, molecular function: protein binding.